CUCUCCACUUCACAACUGCCUCUCUUUCUCUUCUCUUUUCCCUUAAAUCUUUCAUUUCUUCACCAUUUUCGCAACAUUCCCACCAAGAUGGGCAUCAAAACUUCCAUGAUCUUCUUCAUCUUCACUGCAAUUUUCUUCUGCCUUGUCUAUCUUUACAUCCCAAUCACAAAACCAUCCAUUGCCGUAUCCUCCAACAACAUUCUACUCAAAUCUCAGAACCCAUAUCCAGUAACCUUUGCAUACUUAAUUUCUGCAUCAAAAGGCGACACUGUCAAGUUGAAAAGAGCCCUGUUGGCUAUGUACCAUCCAGGAAAUUACUAUCUCAUUCACAUGGACAAGGGAGCUCCAGAGAAUGAGCAAAACGAAAUUGCAGAAUUUAUCUCAAAUGAACCAGUUUUCAGCCUGGUGAAUAAUGUUUACAUGGUCGGAAAACCAAACUUGGUGACCUACAGAGGUCCAACAAUGCUGGCCACAACUCUUCAUGCAAUGGCCAUGCUUUUGAGAUGCUGCAAAUGGGAUUGGUUUAUUAAUCUUAGUGCUUCUGAUUAUCCUUUGGUGACUCAAGAUGAUCUGAUUGAUGCAUUUUCUGACUUGCCGAGAGAUCUCAAUUUUGUACAGCACAGUAGUCAGUUGGGUUGGAAAUUGAAUAAGAGAGCGAAACCAAUGAUAAUAGACCCAGGGCUUUACAGCAUCAACAAAUCAGAGAUCUGGUGGGUUAUCAAGCAGAGGACGAUUCCAAAUGCUUUCAAGCUCUAUACAGGUUCAGCAUGGACAAUAUUAUCAAGAUCUUUCGCAGAGUAUUGCAUAGUGGGAUGGGACAAUUUGCCGAGGAAUCUCCUUCUUUACUACACCAACUUUGUGUCUUCUCCAGAGGGAUAUUUCCAGACAGUUAUAUGCAACUCUGAAGACUACAAGAACACCACUGUGAACCACGAUCUCCAUUACAUUACUUGGGAUAAUCCUCCCAAGCAGCAUCCGCGGUCCCUAGGCCUCAAAGAUUUCAGAAGAAUGCUUCUAAGCAACCGCCCGUUUGCCAGAAAAUUUAAGCAGAAUAACAAAGUUCUCGAUAAAAUCGAUCAAGAGAUCCUCAAAAGGCAGCGCCGUCGGGGAUACACUUACGGAGGUUGGUGUUCAAAGAGUGGAAAGAACUCAUGUUCAGGUUUUCAAAGUGAAAAUUAUGGAGUUUUGAGGCCUGGACCAGGGUCUAGGAGGUUGAAAACUUUACUAACAAGACUCCUUUCAACUAAGAGUUUUUCAAAGAGGCAGUGUAGAUAGAUUUCAUAUUCCAAAUCAAUCUCACGUAUGUAUUGAUCAUUGGUUUGA
Molecule: messenger RNA, 1323 nt
Organism: Pistacia vera
Lineage: Eukaryota; Viridiplantae; Streptophyta; Magnoliopsida; Sapindales; Anacardiaceae
Product: beta-glucuronosyltransferase GlcAT14A
Exons: 4
Coding region: 88-1275 (395 amino acids)
Cellular component (GO): membrane
Molecular function (GO): glucuronosyltransferase activity
Source: RefSeq, a predicted model, not a curated record